GUUGUAGCGUGAUUGAACACUGUUAGUGUUGUUGGUUGAUUUCCUCUCCACUACGCUGAGGACGCGUCCCAGGUCUUACAGCUCCUUGGUGGGUAUUUAGCAUGUCAGAUAAUCACAUCGUACGACAAAGCCGUCUGACGCCCGACUGCACAACGGAUGACGUGGCACGCAACCAUUGGUUAAUGAAACGCCUACGCAUCUUGUCAGGCAGGAAGUCUAACGUUACGUCUACUACCACUGUGCUCGUUGACCCCCGUGUCUGUCCUGUGGCAGGAAGUCGAACAUUACGUCUACUACCACUGUGUCUGUCCUGUGGCAGGAAGUCUAACUUUACGUAUGCUACCACUGUGCCCUUUGACCCCUGUGUCUGUCCUGUGGCAGGAAGUCUAACGUUACAUCUACUACCACUGUGCUCGUUGACCCCUGUGUCUUGUCCUGUGGCAGGUGGGUAAGCAGCAGGAGAUAGAGGACGCAGGUUACGACCCCCAGAUGCUGUCUCAGCACAGCAUCCUCCUGGACACAGACCUGCGCCAGGUCCAGACUGACCCCUCCUGUCAGACUACGGACACGCAGAAGAAAAGAUACCUGCUCCAGGUGUUCACCAAGCCCAUCUUCUCAGAGGACACCUUCUUCCUGGAGCUAAUUGAGAGGAGAGGUGCGUCAGGGUUCGGAGAGGGGAACAUCAAAGCUCUGUGGAGGUCUGUCCAGGCAAACAUGGACACAGAGAGGGCAGACUGAGGAACAAGGAGAGAACACGACUCCCAGAACAUAACCCCAGAACCGAAGCACUGCCACAGCGCCUAACAUUUUACAGCGAACACUGCAGCGAACUCCUUCCUCCGCUACUCUUUCGUCUGUGUGAGGCUAAAAUACACAGAGUU
Molecule: messenger RNA, 881 nt
Organism: Oncorhynchus gorbuscha (pink salmon)
Lineage: Eukaryota; Metazoa; Chordata; Actinopteri; Salmoniformes; Salmonidae
Product: 4-hydroxyphenylpyruvate dioxygenase-like protein
Exons: 2
Coding region: 490-738 (82 amino acids)
Biological process (GO): aromatic amino acid metabolic process
Molecular function (GO): 4-hydroxyphenylpyruvate dioxygenase activity
Source: RefSeq, a predicted model, not a curated record